AUGUACCGUAAAAUGCAUAUUGCAUAUGGUAAGGUACUAACAGAUAUGCUGGAUCAUGAGAAAAUGAAGAGGAAGAAGAUGUUGAUGCCAAAGUCUGAGGAGACUGUUCGAGUUGAGGCUAGUUCGACUGCUCAGCCACAACAUAUGCAAGAGAAGUUGGUUACUGGUUCAACUAUUCCUGGUCUAACCUCACUCAAUAGGCCUGUGUCCAGCACAGCGGCAGCAAAUACGGUGAUACAAAUGCCCAACAUUGUUAUGAAUGCUCCUAGCGUGGACCGGUCCAAGCAAGAGAUGGUUAAGGGUAGUUCUGGUAAUUCCAAUAACACUAGGACAACGGACGCACUGACAAAAAAGAAGGUAAAGAGGAAGCCAGAAUCGACGUUGACUGAAGCUCACUUCCGUCCAGAUAAAUUGAGUUCUGUACAAGUAGAGUUAAAGCACAAGUCCCACAAACAGGCUGCUGGUCCUCUUCAGAGACCAAACGUUCAGUUGGCUGCUGCUACGAGCUUUGAACAGGACGGCAGACAAGAUGUAGCUUAG
Molecule: messenger RNA, 540 nt
Organism: Ilex paraguariensis (yerba mate)
Lineage: Eukaryota; Viridiplantae; Streptophyta; Magnoliopsida; Aquifoliales; Aquifoliaceae
Source: the annotation of a GenBank genome assembly